CUUCUCAUUGGAGACAGUUGACAAUAGUGACAUGACACGACUGUCAAUCAGUGUGAAGUGAAUUGAACAUGCGCUGGUGAAUUUCUGGUCGCAUCACAUUUAUUAUUUUGAUUUAAAGUAGAAGACUUAUCUAGAUAAAUAGUGAGAAUUAUGUGCUUCCAAUAACUUUACGUUACAUGUGUUUCUUUCACAAUACAAACUGCAAUCAUUUCUAAUGAUAUUGUGCUAAAAAUCCCGAACGACGUUGAAGUGAAGUAAAGGUAUACAAAAAUGAAUAAAGCAAACCCGUUAGCUGGACUGAUUGGUUACGGUGACUCGGAUGAGGAUUCCGAUGAGGAGCAAGUAAAAAAUGCAGUGGUCCCUACUACUAGUGUUAUAAGUGGUGCAACUACAAGUGUUCCUGUCGCGAUGCCUCCGCAGGCACCGACCGCUACAACUGCGGCCUUAGCCGCCGUGCCUCCAGGGAUCCAUCCUGCGCCAGUGCCUUAUUGCCCUUGGUCGGCAUGUUACGAUGAGAGCACCGGGUUCACAUACUACUGGAACCAGCAAACAAACGCUGUAACGUGGGAGGCACCGCCGGAGUACCUCCUAGCUGUGAAGAUUGCUCAGCAGCAGAUGAGCAGAUCAGGCUCUGCAGAAGUAUCAGCAGAAGAGUGGCAGUUGUACCAACAGGCGUUGGCCGAGAAGCAGAACAUACAGAACAAAGCCAAAGUGGUGAAGCCAGCAACAACCAUCAAGAACGAAGCUGCUCCAGCAGCGGGUAAAGAUAGAAAUGCUAAAGCUGUGAAGAGAAGAAGGAAUUCGGAUGAUGAGCCUGUGAAAAUCGAGCUCAUCACAUCAUACCACAAUUCAGACUCGGAGUCCAAUGAUGAAGAGAGUCCUAUCAAGAAGCCGGCACCUUCAAAAGUACCAGCAGUACAAACCAAGGCGAAAGUUCCCGCUAAGAAGCCAAAGAAACCUACAGUGGAAUAUGGACCAGCUCUACCUCCGAAUAUGGAAUACACCAUUCCUAUCGGUCCCGAAAUGCCACCAGAGUUGAUCAGUGAAAAGCCAAAAUCGCCCGUUAGUAAAAUUGAGACUAAUGUGGACUUAAAUGAAGAGGUUAAAAAUUCUCCCAAAGUGAACGAUGAAGAUAUGCAAGACGACGACACUCUACUCAAACGACUAAAAGACAAGGCGAGACUGUUGGAAAAAUUGGGCGGAGAAAUACCAAGCGAGCUGCAGAAGAUCAUCGAAGCCGAGACUCGCUCAAGAACGGCUUCCCCCAGAUAUUUAGAAGAGAACAGUAGAGACAGCAAAAUAGAUACUAACAUUGAUGAACUUUUAGACGAAAUCGAAAAGAAGGAACUGCCUAAAGUCAAAUCCAAAUCAAAAACAGACACAUUUUCCAAUCCAUCAUCACAGAGUAAUAGCCAAAGAAAUUCGCCUAAAAGCAAUAACGGUGAUUGUACACCGCCUUUAGAAGAUAGUAUGAAACCGUUAUUUCCUUGCAGUAAAAAUAUUGACGACACGGCACUAUUCCCAAGCACGGCUAAUAUUAAAGAGGAGAAAGUUAUUGAAGAGAAAGAAUUAAAAACAGAGCCGGUUAUAGAGAAAAAAGCAGGGAAUAUGUAUCUGAUGGACAGUAGUGAACCGAUUGAGAAUGUGAAUAGGAAAAAAUUGAGGAUUUCUAACUCGGUGUUGCCGGAACGGAAGAAAACUGAGCCGGUGGCCACUCCGGCUUAUACUACGAAGUAUUCUCAGCAUAUUGAAGGGUUUUCUAGUGAAAGAACAGGACUUGGCUUCACCAAAGAAGAAGACAGUCCACCGGCCCCAAAGAACACUAUAACCUACGGCAACGGUUUACUCUUCACGAAGGGAGAGGUUCUCAACAACGAAGCCAAGCAGGACUCGGAGCUGGAUGAGCACACGGACCUCGUGGAGGCUAAGCUUAAAUAUUUGAACUCGUUGCAAGUGUCCUCUCUCAGUCCCGUCCAAGAAAUGCUGAUACAAAUGCAGACGCUGUCGGCGGCGCGCGCGGCGGGCGCGCUGGCGGGCGCGUACUGGCGCGCGUGGGGCGCGGCGGCGCGCGCGCAGCUGGCGCGGCUCGAGGCCGGCGCGGCGCCGCGCGGCUGGCUCUGCGUCUUCCAGAGGUCGGAGGGCCGGUACAAAUACCGGCGGGAAUCCGACGGCUUCGAGCAAUGGGAGUACCCCGCCCAGGCUAACACCGACAUGGAGAUCUGCACCACGCCGCCGCACCCUGGACCACCUGCCAUGGAAGAGCAGGCGCCGCCGCCCGCGCCGCGCACGCCGCCGCCGCCGCUGUGGGAACCGCCGCCGCCCGGCACCGACGACGUGCCGCCGCCGCCGCCCCCGCCCUCCAUCGUGAGAUCCCAUAUAUACAUACAUGUUGCCAAGACUAUUUCUCUGGAUUCACCGAAACGCGAGAAAAAGCAGGAGAUUGGCGACGCGCUAUUAUCCUUCUACAACGACAUUGCUGAACUCGAGAAGACCGCCCCUCCGCCUCCCCCCGCCCCCUGCAAUCCUCCCCUCCCGCCCAACAUUCCUCCCCAAACUGUUAGCGCGACUUCCGAACCGCCCCCGCCUCCCGAAAUUGAAGAAAGGAAGGUAGAAGUUAAGAAAAAGAAGUCUAAAGUGAAGAUUUCUGCGUCAAUAGGGAUGAAACAUAAAACAGUUUCGUCUUUAGUCGCCAAAUGGCAACAAGUUGCCGAAGAGAUUAAUUCUGACUGAAAUAUAACGUUAAACUUAAGAUCAAAAAAUUAUGAAUAAAAUCUACAUACACACAUACAUUCAUACGCACACAAUACAUACAUCUUUAGUUGAACGACCUUCUAUUUAGUUUAACGAUAAAAUAUAAUUUACUAGCUGUGCCCGCGACUUCAUCCGCGUGGAAUAGUUAUUAUAGGCCCUCAAGGAUGAAUAAUUCUCCCCUAUUUUUUCACAUUCUCUAUUAUUUCUUUGUUCCUAAUAGUUUUAGCGUGAUGUUAUAUAGCCGAAAGCCUUCCUCGAUAAAUGGUCUAUUCGACCCAAAAAGAAUUUUUCAAUUCAAACCAGUAGUUUCUGAGAUUCGCGAGUUCAAACAAACAAACUCUUCGACUUUAUAAUAUUUGUAUGGAUUUUAUUUUAAAAUCAUUUUUAAGGCGUCACGUCAUGUUAUUCGCCAAUAAAAGUCAUAUCUGUGGUACGUUUGGCUAAAAAAGAGUACAUUGAUAGUUUAUUCUGAAAUAGGGCGGAAUGCUUCGAUACCAACAUUGAUAUACAGUGACACAAACCCUACAUACAUAUAUUAUGUAUGUAUAAAACACAAACUGUACUAAUAGUGACAUACCUGUCUUAAAAAAGUUAAAUCAGGUAGGUAUUUGAAAUUUUCACAAGUCAUUGCUAUACUUACAUAGGUUAUUGUACAGUUGUAUAUAUUUCUUAUUUAAAUAAAGAAUAUAUUUCUAUAAUAAAUC
Messenger RNA from Amyelois transitella, 3455 nucleotides. Its product is annotated as formin-binding protein 4. The coding region runs from base 271 to 2730 and encodes 819 amino acids. The record is from RefSeq and is a predicted model, not a curated record. Lineage: Eukaryota; Metazoa; Arthropoda; Insecta; Lepidoptera; Pyralidae. Gene Ontology annotation, molecular function: protein binding. The transcript is spliced from 11 exons.